Messenger RNA from Condylostylus longicornis, 3084 nucleotides. RefSeq names its product putative inorganic phosphate cotransporter (gene MFS15). Gene Ontology annotation, cellular component: plasma membrane. Gene Ontology annotation, molecular function: transmembrane transporter activity. Bases 859 to 2334 code for a protein of 491 amino acids. The record is from RefSeq and is a predicted model, not a curated record. Gene Ontology annotation, biological process: transmembrane transport; monoatomic anion transport. NCBI's taxonomy places the organism in Eukaryota, Metazoa, Arthropoda, Insecta, Diptera, Dolichopodidae. The transcript is spliced from 4 exons.
CAUUUUAAGUUGUCUCCUAUAUAAAAACAAAUAUGUAUAAUAAAAAAAUUAUAAAGAUCUAAAGUUUCUGAUGCGGUAGUUUAGGCAAAUUAGCGAAUUAGCCUUACUAACAAUGUGAAAAUAAUUCCUUAUAAAACUAAAAUCACAAAAAGAAUUCCAUGGACUUUUAAUAUAAAAAGAAUUCACGUAUGCAAUAAUUUUUAUGAAUUAUGAAGCAUAUAAAUUUAAAUAAUAUAGUAUACACAUGAAAAAUAUAUAGAUAUAUAUGUGAAUAUGUAUAUCUGAAGUAUGCGUUUUGGGAGACAUAUAAUACAAAAUUAGCAAAUCGUUAAUAUCGAAUGUACAUUUUCCCAAAUUUGAAAAGAUACGCAAAAAGCAACUAAAUACUUUUUUUUCUUCCUGUAGUGUAGCAUUUAUUGAAAUCUUAAAAAAAUCUGGAAGGUUUUCUUUAAAUAAAUUUUUUUAUGUUUUGAUAACGCAAAACUUUAAGAAUGAAAGCACUAGUAAAGUAAAAAAAAAUUGGAUUUUAACUUUCUCUAAUUAAAAAUUUGAAAAAAUUUGAUCUUGUGGGAGAUUUAUGAAGUUAAAAAGGGCCCUCUAUAGAUCCCAUAAGAAUAGGUGUAAAUGCGUCAGCUCUGAACUGUCACUCUCUCUUAGGGUCCACGCCUGUAUUUCUGUCAGCCGCGUACCAGCCGCUUUGCAUACACAAACUUUAUUAAAGUUUUUCAAGUUGAAUAGCUUUUAAAAAUUUUCUGAUACCAAUGAAAUCUGCUACGCGCAUAAAAGAAUUUUUGCCAAAGUUGCACGUGAGCGUUAGAUUAGAAAAAAUAAUUUAUUAAAAACAAAAAUGAGUGUAAGAUGGUAAUUUUUUGUUUAAAAGAAAUAUUUUAUUGUAGUGACAGAAAUAGGGAAGGGUACAAUAUUAUUGGGGCUAAAGAAAUUGGACUAGGUAUUCGUCAUCUGCAAUGUUUUCUGUUGUUUUGGUGUUUAACGGUGGCGUAUGCCCUUAGAGUUAAUUUGUCUGUGGGAAUCGUGGCAAUGACGUCAAAAAAUGACACAAAUCCUGAUUUUGAGGAAUAUAAAUGGGAUGAAAAGACAAAAUCUUUAUUAUUAAGCAGUUUUUUUUGGGGGUAUGUCGUAACACAAGUUCCUGGAGGAUACUUGUCACAAAAAUAUGGAUCAAGGCCAAUGCUUUUCUUUGGUGUAUUAAUUUGUUCCUUACUUGCCAUUUUAACACCAAUAUGUGCUUCAUUAGGAGAUUGGCAAUUUGUUUGUGCUCUUCGUGUAGCUCAAGGAUUUUGUCAAGGUGUGGUGUUUCCUUCAACGCAUAAUCUACUCUCUAAAUGGGCUCCAGUAGAAGAACGAGGUAAAUUAGGAACAUGGUGCUACGCGGGAGCCCAAUUUGGGACAGUUAUAAUGCUCGCGUCUAGUGGCAUAAUAGCCUCAUCCAGACUAGGUUGGCCCAGUAUUUUCUAUAUAUCAGGUUCAACUGGCAUUAUAUGGUCCAUAUUUUGGUUUAUUUAUGGUUCAAGCACACCUGCGCAACAUAAAACAAUAUCAGACGACGAAAGAAAAUUUAUUGAAACUUCACUUGGAAAAUUUGAUGAUCAGCGUACCAAAAAUUUAAAUAUCCCGUGGUUCAAAAUUUUAACAUCGAUGCCUUUUGUUGCUUUAAUUAUUGUUCAUUGUGCUCAUAACUGGGGUUUCUGGACAUUAUUAACAGAAAUGCCAACUUACAUGAAAAAUAUUUUAAAUUUGGAUAUUAAAUCUAAUGCUUUAUUUUCAUCUUUACCAUAUUUAGCAAUGUGUUUACUUAGUUUUAUGUUUACAUUCUUAUCUGAUAUUUUAUCGAGAAAAACAUUGAUGUCUCUAUCAUUUAGUCGCAAAUUUUUCAAUACAAUUGGACAUUGGAUUCCGAUGGUUUCCUUGAUUGCUCUAGCAUAUGUCGAUAAAAAUGAUCAAAAUUUAGCCAUAAUUUUGUUAACUAUUACUGUUGGAAUAAAUGCAGCUACAUACCUUGGAUUCCAAGUAAAUCAUAUAGACUUAUCUCCUAAUUUUGCUGGAACUUUGAUGGGAAUUACAAAUUGUGCAGCAAAUAUAAUGAGUAUCAUUGCCCCGCUUACUGUCGGUUUGGUUGUUUCGGAUGAGAAAAAUCCUGCGCAAUGGAAAAUAGUGUUCUUCAUAUCGGCUGGUAUAUACUUAAUUGGGAAUUUACUGUUCAUUAUUUUUGGAAAAACAGAAGAACAGGCAUGGAAUAAUACAGCUCAUGGCCAGUUAACGCCAAAAGUUAGACGAACUUCAAUUAUAGUUGAAGCAGUUGAAUCACAUAACUAAAUAAAAUUUCAAAUUUUUCGUUUUCAUCACUAAUUACAAUUCUUUUCAGUUGAAUAUUUGUAUAUAUGUAUGUACAUAUAUGUUUGUAAAUGCAUAUGUAUAUGCAUCCUAAACAAUUAUAUUAUCCUAAACUUCCUAGAAAUGUUUUUAUUUUUUAGAUAGGUUCCCACCUUCUUUUUUGUUUCAUAAUUGCGUUUAAAUUUAAAAUUAAACAUAAAAAGCAAAAGUUAAAGAAUUAAUCUCGGUUUACAAAAUAUUCGAUUUUUGUUAAGAGUUGUGAAGGCAAGAAAGAAAUAAUGUGUGAAAACAAACGAGUGUAUCAAACCUAGCGAAAUGAACAAAAAUUAAACUAAGGUUAAGUUUGUGUUUUUUUUUUAGUAAAAACAAAAAUUUAAUUUUCAUUACAUAAAAGUUAGGAACAAGCAUUCGAAUGUUUUGAUAUGAAUAUAAAAUUUUGCGUAUUUUCGUAUUGUAUUAUAAUAUAUGCAAUAUAAUAUAACCUAUACAAUAGGAGUUUACAUACAUAUGUAAAUACGCAGAAUGUAUUAGGUAGUGAUAAAGAAAUAAAGCAAUUUAUAAAAAAUCUAUGCAUAUCGAUUCAUACUUUAUGAAAUAUAAUUAUUACCGAUACGUAAAUAGGAAAUACUUUUAAAUUUAUAAAGAUAAGAUUGAAGUGAAAAUGAAAGAUUCAUAAUUUAUAUUUUUUACAUUUAUUGAAAUAUAUUAGUUACAAAUUUAAAUUUUUUAAUA